GUGAGGCCCUGCGCACAGAUCUCGAGGAGUCCCAGAGUGUCCCCGGAGCUGUCACUGGAGCCGUCACUAUGCCGGAAGAAUUUGAGGUCAAAAACAUGGACGUGAAGUCCGGGACUACCCUGAAGAUCAAGGGCAAGAUUGCCGACGGCACUAAUGGUUUUUCGAUUAACCUAGGUCAGGAGGCUAACAAGCUGAACCUGCACUUCAACCCCCGCUUCAACGAGUCCUGCAUUGUCUGCAACUCCAUGGAUGGCAGUUGGGGCAAGGAACAACGCGAAAGCCACCUUUGCUUCAGCCCAGGGUCAGAGGUCAAGUUCACCGUGACCUUCGAGAACGAACAGUUCCAGGUGAAGCUGCCAGACGACCACGUGGUGACCUUUCCCAACAGACUGGGCCACAGCCAACUGAGUUACAUGAGCGUGAAGGGGGGGUUCAAGGUCUCCUCCUUCAAGAUUGAAUGAGUGGGCAGUACCCACCUGAAUAAAACGCCUCCGAUUCCUGAUCA
Echinops telfairi (small Madagascar hedgehog) is the source of this 505-nucleotide messenger RNA. It is a transcript of the gene LGALS2, whose product is annotated as galectin 2. Gene Ontology annotation, molecular function: carbohydrate binding. NCBI's taxonomy places the organism in Eukaryota, Metazoa, Chordata, Mammalia, Afrosoricida, Tenrecidae. The transcript is spliced from 4 exons. Bases 69 to 461 code for a protein of 130 amino acids. The record is from RefSeq and is a predicted model, not a curated record.